Molecule: messenger RNA, 300 nt
Organism: Ilex paraguariensis (yerba mate)
Lineage: Eukaryota; Viridiplantae; Streptophyta; Magnoliopsida; Aquifoliales; Aquifoliaceae
Source: the annotation of a GenBank genome assembly
AUGGAGUACACGAGGAAGGAGUACCAUGCCAGUAAUGAAGGCAAACAUAAUCACCAGGUUUAUGAUUCAACGAUGGAGGCAAAGCCUAAGUUCGUCGAAAAUGUUUAUAUGGCAUCCAGGGGCUUUCAGGCACCCAUGCCAGAGGCUCAGAAGAAGGUGAAAGUGGUGUUUCAUGAAUAUGCUGAGAAGGAUAACCGCAAAUUCUAUGAAGAAGAAGACGUUAAUGAUGAAGCUGAGGAGUUCAUUGAGCUUAAGCACAAAAAGUUUGAAAUGAGCAAGUGGACGUCCACGAAGUAUUGA